Molecule: messenger RNA, 1869 nt
Organism: Bufo bufo (common toad)
Lineage: Eukaryota; Metazoa; Chordata; Amphibia; Anura; Bufonidae
Gene: ASIC2
Product: acid sensing ion channel subunit 2
Exons: 10
Coding region: 168-1793 (541 amino acids)
Biological process (GO): sodium ion transmembrane transport
Cellular component (GO): membrane
Molecular function (GO): ligand-gated sodium channel activity
Source: RefSeq, a predicted model, not a curated record
UUUGCCUCUGGUCUAGCAGUCAGCCUGGGUCUAGCUAGGUUAUUGCAUUUUAGCUAGCAGUCUGGACAUUCCUUUGACUGAAUGAAUGAGGGGGUGGUGGUACCCAGCUGUGCUGCCGAUGCCCAGUGCGAGAUGCUCCCCUGCUGGUGAGUGCCUGGGGGUGUGUCAUGACUCGAGAAGAGAGGAUCCGGGCUCCAGCCGGCAGCUGCCCAUCAGGUGCAGUCAGAAGAGAUACCCAGUCGGUGCCACCCAAAUGCUAUACACGGACACAGCAACGCCGUGCCUUAUCGCUGACCACUCUAGAGCACACCAAGCUGCAUGGCCUAAAAUACAUAUGCUCACCAAGUCUGGCAUUUCAACGAAGAGCCUUUUGGUUCCUUGCCUUCUUUACGUCACUGGGACUCUUGUUGUCUUGGUCAUCCAACAGGUUGCUUUACUGGAUGUCUUUUCCAUCUCACACACGUGUGCAACUGGAAUGGAGCAAGGAACUGGCCUUUCCCGCUGUCACCUUUUGCAACAACAACCCUGUACGUUUCCACCGUCUCAGCAAAAGCGAUCUCUAUUUUGCAGGUUACUGGUUGGGUCUCCUCCUGGCCAACCGUACAGCCCGUCCACUUUUAUCAGAGUUACUCCCUGAGGACAAUCAUAAGUGGUUCCACAAACUGGCUGAUUUCCGGCUUUUUCUGCCACCUCGGGACUUUGAUGGGAUCAGUGUAGCAUUCAUGGACAGACUGGGUCACCAGCUUGAGGACAUGCUGCUUUCUUGUAGAUACCGGGGAGAGGCCUGCGGCCCACACAACUUCUCCGCUGUGUUCACAAGAUAUGGAAAAUGUUACAUGUUUAAUUCUGGACACGAUGGUCGUCCUUUACUGACCACUGUAAAAGGAGGGACUGGAAAUGGCUUAGAAAUCAUGCUGGACAUCCAGCAAGACGAGUAUCUUCCCAUCUGGGGAGAGACAGAAGAAACCACAUUCGAGGCAGGAGUAAAAGUUCAAAUCCACAGCCAGUCUGAGCCGCCAUUUAUCCAGGAGCUGGGCUUUGGAGUGGCCCCUGGAUUCCAGACCUUUGUGGCAACUCAAGAACAGAGGCUGACCUUCCUCCCCUCUCCAUGGGGUGUUUGCCGAUUUUCCGACCUGGGUUCGGAUUUUUUCCCAGUAUACAGUAUCUCAGCAUGCAGGAUUGACUGUGAGACCAGAUACAUUGUCGAGAACUGCAACUGCAAAAUGGUACACAUGCCAGGUGAUGCUCCCUUCUGCACGCCAGAGCAGUACAAGGAAUGUGCCGAACCGGCCCUGAGUAUACUUACUGAGAAGGAUGCCGGAUUCUGUAUGUGCACAAUGCCCUGUAAUCUUACCAGAUACAACAAGGAGCUGUCCAUGGUGAAAAUCCCCAGCAAGACUUCUGCCAAGUACUUGGAAAAGAAAUUUAAUAAGUCGGAGAAAUACAUUUCGGAGAAUAUUCUUGUCCUGGAUGUCUUCUUUGAAGCUCUGAACUAUGAAACCAUAGAGCAGAGGAAAGCAUAUGAGGUGGCUGGGCUGCUGGGUGACAUUGGGGGUCAAAUGGGACUGUUCAUAGGAGCGAGUAUCCUGACUAUCCUGGAACUAUUUGACUACAUUUAUGAGCUAAUAAAGGAGAAACUCUUAGAUCUCCUGGGCAGAGAUAAUGAGGAAGGAAGGCACACAGAGGAUCUGAGUACCUGUGACAACAUGCCAAACCAUUCAGAAACCAUUAGCCACACUGUGAUGGUGCCAUUGCAGGCCACACUGGGAACACUGGAAGAAAUUGCCUGCUGAUGCCUUCAAAACACUACUUCGUGCCAAAAUUAAAGUGGACACAGCAUGGUGUGUGGAGAGGGAUUCCGUCAUGGAC